CAGUUCUUCACUUUAUGCCUCAUUAUUCUGCUGUUCAGAAGAAGAGCGUUGGAACAAAAUGGCCAGAACUAAACAAACCGCACGUAAAUCCACCGGAGGCAAAGCUCCCAGGAAGCAGCUGGCCACCAAGGCUGCGCGUAAGAGCGCCCCGGCCACCGGCGGCGUUAAGAAGCCUCACCGCUACAGGCCCGGUACCGUGGCUCUCCGAGAGAUUCGUCGCUACCAGAAGUCCACCGAGCUGCUGAUCCGUAAACUGCCCUUCCAGCGCCUGGUCAGGGAGAUCGCCCAGGACUUCAAGACCGACCUGCGCUUCCAGAGCUCUGCCGUCAUGGCUCUGCAGGAGGCCAGCGAGGCUUAUCUGGUCGGUCUGUUCGAGGACACCAACCUGUGCGCCAUCCACGCCAAGAGGGUCACCAUCAUGCCCAAAGACAUCCAGCUGGCCCGGCGCAUCCGCGGGGAGAGGGCUUGAGAUGUCCGCUCCAUAACAAACACAAAGGCUCUUUUAAGAGCCGCUACAUCCACUGAAGACGAUCCUGUGUCAUUACAAACAAGCACGUUAUUUAUUUCUAUGAAAUCGCUUACUAAAGAUCUACAGCCAAGUUUUUUUUCCGUUAAAUCGUAGUGUUUUAUUUUUGUUUGCUUUACGCAUAAACCAAUAAGACCAGUUAUUUUGAGUGAGUCGUGUCACAUAAAUGAUUAAAGACUAAUUUAAAAGACUAAUAUUUGAAUAUGUGAGUUACAUACGUACUUUACAUCUACAUGAUCUAGAUGUUUUUGCCUGCUGCCACUAUCACUAUAUUUAGUUAUACAAUAUGUAUUUGCAGACAAU
This is a messenger RNA of Betta splendens (Siamese fighting fish), 829 nucleotides long. RefSeq names its product histone H3. The transcript has a single exon. The record is from RefSeq and is a predicted model, not a curated record. Gene Ontology annotation, cellular component: nucleosome. Lineage: Eukaryota; Metazoa; Chordata; Actinopteri; Anabantiformes; Osphronemidae. Bases 59 to 469 code for a protein of 136 amino acids. Gene Ontology annotation, molecular function: protein heterodimerization activity; structural constituent of chromatin; DNA binding.